Messenger RNA from Botrytis porri, 1701 nucleotides. RefSeq lists its product as uncharacterized. The transcript has 2 exons. The coding region runs from base 1 to 1701 and encodes 566 amino acids. Lineage: Eukaryota; Fungi; Ascomycota; Leotiomycetes; Helotiales; Sclerotiniaceae. The record is from RefSeq and is a predicted model, not a curated record.
AUGGCUAGUCAAGAGAACAAUCCUUCCGACACUCGAAUUGAGGGUAAUGGAGGAGAAAGCUCGUCACCCAUGAUUCCCUACUCUCCGAGCUAUCAGCCUCAGAAUCGUUUUCCUGGCUACAAUACGCAAUAUGCUCAGGGCAUGGCUGUUCCUCCUUCUCCUGGACUUGGUCAAAUGUUCAACCCCAUCCGCCCUCAGUAUCGAAAUGGGCAUCAUUUCGGUAAUAAUUUAUAUAAUCAAGACGUUUCAAAUCGUCCACACCACGAAUACGAUCAGCCGUCUAUUCCUCCGCGCAUUCAACAAUACAAUGGCAGUUUUGCGAAUCCUUUGCAACACUAUCAAUGCACAAAUACUCCUCGACGCAACCCAUUCGUUGGAGUAAGCAGCCCUCUAAAUCCGUUUGCUCCUAUACCACAAAUGAGCAGCAACAAUCCAGGCCGUGUACUUAAUCCAGCUGCGCAAGGGUAUAUAAAUUGCAGCAACCCCGUACCGCAGGUCAAUAACGCGCCACAAAGGUAUCCGCCGUUUGACAAUGGCUUCCGAUCGCCUGUAGCAGGUACUGCUAGACAACAAGUAGUACCCCAAUACAACAGUCCUUCGCAUGCGACCACACCAGUCACAUCAAAUUCCACUGGAGGUAAUUAUAUGCCAACUUCUAGCCAGUAUCCGACGACUCCUCCAAUCGGCAAUAGGUCAAAUCAGAACUUGACACUUUCUCAAGUUCCAGAGAAGCCACAAUGGAGAGCCAAAGGUUAUUCAUUACCACGAUCAACACCAGCAAGCAAGUCUAGCGGUAGUAGCAGUGGCAGUGCCACUCCUGAAGCCGAUGAUAUUGCCAUCCAACGAAAGCCAGCUAUGUCACCCAAGAAGUACCACUUGCGUGCCGAGCAUCUAAUGCCGGGAUGCAUUGUAUGGCUCUCGAACUACGAAGAAGGACAUGAACCAAUUCUCUGUGUCCAGAACCACGAAUGCAAUGAUAAGGUCAAAGAUAAAGAUGGCCGUAAUCAUCCGGUAAUGAUCUUAAGGAUCAAUCAACGUCGUGGGUCGAACAUCGUCGGUAAUGUUAUGCUGGACGUUGCACUGAUGACAACCCUCAGUGGUAUGCCUCUGGACAAGUAUGUCAACAAACUGCGCACACUUGGACCAGAUCCUUCAACGCAAUGGUAUCUCAAGGAAACUAUGCCAUUGUCGUGGGUACCGCAGCAAACACCUCAGCUGAAGGGUAACAAACUUGACGCUAUGCGGAAGCACGAGCAGAAUCGAGAGUCGCAGCACCAUGCUGAACUCAAUCAACGAGGCAACACCUUGUUGUUUCUGUCACGAGGGAGCAUGCAGAGACGAUCGUACGUUCGUGUGCAUCACAUCUACGCUGUUCCAAUCAAGCAACUGCAAGCUUGCAGCCGGUACGCAAAGCUUGCCCACAUGGUCCGCCUGGACGAAUAUGGAUACCGGAGAGUGAUGGAGGUCUUGAGCCUGGUACCCGAACCUUGGGAAUCCAGCAUCGAGAGAAGCGUUGCGGCAGCUCCGCAACGCCUUACAAGCCUUCGAGACGAGGAAAUGGUGCAAUUCAAUGCCAUUCAAUUGGCUGAAAGCCAACCUCGUCGAGAUGAAGCUGUAAUGCAGCAAGGCUACAACGUCGUACAGCAAAGCCCAUUGGGUAAUGCCUCUGACGUUGAGGCCGAGGGUCGCGAGUCCUGUUGA